This is a messenger RNA of Paramecium pentaurelia, 1432 nucleotides long. NCBI's taxonomy places the organism in Eukaryota, Ciliophora, Oligohymenophorea, Peniculida, Parameciidae. The record is from the annotation of a GenBank genome assembly.
CCAUGACUUAAUAGGCAAAUAAGCCAUUCUAUAGUAUCCACAUGAGUAAAAACAUCAAUAUCUUUUCCAUUUAGAUAAGCAAUAAAUAUUGAAAUAUUGGGAGAUUUUUUGUUACCCAAAGAAGAACUUGGAAGUAAAUUACUUAUGAUGUAUUUAUCAUUAAUAAAUAAAGAGAGUAUCAAUCAUAAUAUAUAAUAAAUAUUCCAAUGGUUAUGAGAAAUGGUUCAGUUUAUAGAAGAGCCAUUUAUGUUUUAAGUGUUGCCAUAAAAGUGAAAAAAGAAUAAUUCUGUAAAAAUUAAGAUGCUUACUUUGAAAUCGUAAGAAAAUUGGCAUAUGUUAUAUCAUAACUUGAAGUCAAUAGAAAUUACAUAUAUAGAAAUGAUGAAAAUAAGGAAGAAAUACAUACUCUAAUAAAAUAAAUAUAUUAAGAUAUUAAUAUAAGUGCAGAACAUGAAAGUUUUGUAGAAUUUGAUGAUUCAUAAUAUAUGUUCUUAAGAUUGCCAUAAUAACAAUAGCCUCCAUAAAAUAUCAUAAUUAAAUAUAGUUAAGUACCAUUUCCUAUAGUUAAUAUAAAAUAAGGAGUUUAAACAGCAUUUAAUCCAAUAUUAGAGAAAUUGAUACCUGAAAUUAAUGGUAUUAAUUGUGUUGGAGCAAUUUGUUAAAAAUUGAAAGAAUUUAAGGCAGAAUAAAUAAAGACUGCAAUAAAAGAGAUGAUAGAAUGUAAUUUAAUUCGUUUAGUAGAUAUGAUAAAAAUAACAAAUAUGUAUGUAAUUAAUGAGAACUUUUUUACUCAUGAAUUUAGGUAAGAGGAUAUUUUAUAAAUUAUUAAUACUAAACAUGAAGCAUUUUAAUUGAAAUUUGGAUAAACAUUAGAUUUUGAAUUACUUAGAUAAUAUUUAUAGACUUUGUAUAUUGAAAUGAAAAGAGGACUUACACUUAGAGAUUAUAUAGAAAAUAAUAAAGGAGUUUUAGAAUUUGUAUAUAUUUUAAUAAAUUAUAGAUAUCAUUAACUAAAUUAAUAAGAUAUGGAUAAUUGAACAAUUUUUUAAAUAGAGUUCAUGAAUAUUUUUUUAUUUGUGCAAGUUAGAUAUAGAAAGCAUAAAAUUUGGAGAAUAUUUUUUUAGUUGCCCCAUCUAAUUAUGUUAAGAUGAGUGAACGAUUUAAUGAGGAAGAUAAAAAUUCAAAAGAAUAAUAAGAAUAAUAAAUGGAAUGUUCAUUAGAAUAUUCAAAGAGAUUUGAAAAAGGGAUUGAAGGUUAAUUUAUUGGUUAGAAAUUAAAAGAUGAUGAGAAACUUAAGGAUGCAAAUGAAACAAUUAAAAAUAUGAUUUUCAAUUAAGAAACAUUGGAUGAAAUUUGUUUAGUUUUUAAUUUAGAUUUAGAAUAAUGCCACUAAUUAAUUGAGUCUAAAGAGUAUGUUAUUAUACACAAAUGA